Molecule: messenger RNA, 1217 nt
Organism: Cucurbitaria berberidis CBS 394.84
Lineage: Eukaryota; Fungi; Ascomycota; Dothideomycetes; Pleosporales; Cucurbitariaceae
Exons: 3
Coding region: 326-1075 (249 amino acids)
Cellular component (GO): cytosol
Molecular function (GO): RNA binding
Source: RefSeq, a predicted model, not a curated record
GAGUGUGAGUGUGACUUUUACUGCAAGAAAAUAGAUAGGACAUAUACUUGCUUGUAGGAAAAAGAACUCGACAGCGCCGCACUCUACGAAAGCAAUCCCUCGCCCUUCGUCACCGAGUUUCUUUCACAGACGCACACUCCCCAACAACCCCUACCGAGUACUUCAGCCAAACGAGCACACGAUACUGUGAGGAAUUUCAAAACUACAAUCAGCCUCGAAGAAACCUACUGCCUUCCUGCAUCUCGAGUGCCCACGCCUGCUCGAGCACAAAGCAGCUUCAACAUUACAUUCCCUUCGACAUCGACAAGCAUAAAUCAGAUACAUCAUGUCUUCAGCAGGACGCGGUCGCGGCGGCAAGUUCAACAAGGUCAAGCGUGGAGGGGGUAAGAAGUUCUCCCGAGACCUACAGCCGCUCAAUGCAGAUGGCGAGGUCGUAGGCAUGUGGGGUGAACAACCCUCAAAGGUCGACGAAGAGUCGUCAGAGGAGGAGUCCUCGGAGGAAGAGUCCAGCGACGACGGCAGCAAACCCGCGGCAGAAGAGUUGACGCGCGAGCAACGCCGUGAAGCCGCAAAGAAACGCAAGGCUGCCGCAAUAGCAAAGAAGUCGCAGAGGACCCCCGAAGCAGGCGACCUCCCCACUGAUUCCUCCGAAGACGAAGACGACGACAUGCCCGCAAACCCCAACCACACUGCAAAAGCCCGCUCCCAAGCCGCUACCAUCCCCGUUGCUGCAGACGCCGAGCCCGCCGCGGCUACCGCAAAGGGCAAAGGCAAACAGCAAGACCUGUCCCAGCUAUCCCGCCGCGAGCGUGAAGCAAUCCAGGCACAGAAUGCCAAAGAGCGAUAUGAGAAGCUACACGCAGAGGGAAAGACGGAGCAGGCGCGUGCGGAUCUAGAGCGUUUGGCGUUGGUGAGGGAGCGCCGGGAUAAUGAGGCUGCGCGCAAGAAGGCAGAGGCAGAGGAGCGCGCCGAGUUGGACAAGGAGAAGGCGGGGGCUUUGGAGCGCGAGCAGAGGAGGAGGGAUCAGGCUAUGGGCAAGGCUCAGCGUCUGGCCAAGGGUGGAAAGAAGAAGUAAAGCUCCCUGGAGACGUGCCUCUUUGGAUCCGCCAUAGCCAUUUAUCGAAUGGGGCACGUCAGCUCUGGGAGCUGGCAUUCAACGGCUCAAUGCUUGCGUUUUGCAUAGCCUGCGGAUGGGUUUGGCCUUUUGGCAGCUGGAG